AUGUCCACCCAGAGAGGGGGCUAUACUCCUAGCCUCGAGAAGUUUCUCGAUGGCUUGAAAAGUCGACCGGUUCAAGCUUCCGUCGAGCUGCUUGUCUCUCUUCUAAAAAGACGACAAAUCAAAGGGUCCGAGGCUUGUGCCACUGCUACCGCCCACAUACUGCUGCAAAUUGUCGCACGGGACAAAUGGAUCAACGUCGACCAGCUCCUCGGCCGUAUUCAGCUAAUUGGCAGGAAGCUUGUUGCCGCACAGCCCCAUGAGCUCGCCACUGGCAACAUCGUAAGGAGAGUCCUCGGCCUGAUUCGUGAUGAGGCCUCUGAAGACCGGAAUGACGCUACUACCGACUCACCUCGACCGGCUUCACCUCCGUUACCAGUCCCGAGCCAGGCGAGCUCCCCUCAGAAGCCCGUACGCCCUCCUCCUCUCGCCACAAUUGGGUCGUUUGCUCGGACCCAGUCUAUGUUUAAUCUCCUUUCCGAUCCCAAUGUCUUCCCAUCAACGGGGUCGAACGCAUCAACACCUGGUCAGGUUUCAGGCGCCUCAACCCCGAUCUUGAAUCCUCAGGCAACUAAUGUAUCUGCUCUACGCUCCGAAGUGAUUGAUGGAAUUCAGGAGAUUAUGGAUGAGAUUAAGAUGGUCGAUGAACAAGUCCAAACCUAUGCCGAUAUCUUCAUUCAUACCGGCGACUAUAUCCUGGUGUAUCAACCAUCAAGAACGGUCCAAAAGUUCUUAGCACGAGCCGCUUCAAAGCGAAAGUUCACAGUAUUUCUGGUGGUGGAUCCGUCUUUGGCCACAGAUGCGGAUAACCAGUAUGCUUCAUUGCUUAAAUCCAUGGCAUCAAGUGGUUCGAACGUCAUUACUAUCCUAAAUGCUGGCCUCAUGGCAUAUAUGUCGAGAGUCGAUAAGGUCAUCCUAGGAGCACGAGCGAUAACCGCCCAGGGUGGUGUUGUUGUGGAUGCAGGUGCCGCAGCUAUUGCACGAGCCGCACGAGAGCGCCGAAGGUCCGUCAUUGUUCUUGGUGGCGUGUAUAAACUAAGUCCCGAGUGCAAACUCCUACCAGAGAGUCAAAUUGAAUGGGGGGACCCAUCCAAAUAUGUCAGUUUUGCAGACGGAUCUCUGGUAUCGCACGUCAAAGUAAAGAGCGCUGUUUCCGAGUUCCUCCCCGCCGACCACGUCGAUACUUAUAUCACAAACCUGGGCGCACAUGCACAAGAAAACCUGCACACAAUUAUCACGGAUCACUAUAAGGAGGAGGAUAUCAAAUUCGAACUAUAUGGAAAGGCGCAACGGUGA
This is a messenger RNA of Xylaria bambusicola, 1293 nucleotides long. Its product is annotated as initiation factor 2 subunit family protein. The record is from RefSeq and is a predicted model, not a curated record. The transcript is spliced from 3 exons. Gene Ontology annotation, biological process: translational initiation. Lineage: Eukaryota; Fungi; Ascomycota; Sordariomycetes; Xylariales; Xylariaceae. Gene Ontology annotation, molecular function: guanyl-nucleotide exchange factor activity; translation initiation factor activity. Gene Ontology annotation, cellular component: eukaryotic translation initiation factor 2B complex. Bases 1 to 1293 code for a protein of 430 amino acids.